This is a messenger RNA of Acanthoscelides obtectus, 523 nucleotides long. The record is from the annotation of a GenBank genome assembly. NCBI's taxonomy places the organism in Eukaryota, Metazoa, Arthropoda, Insecta, Coleoptera, Chrysomelidae.
UUGAGAAAUAUUUUCUCGGGUCGCUUUUGCGGUAUGAGGCUUGGCAUUAUCCUGCAAGAAUAUCACUUUCUUUCGAUUGAUCAAACAAGGCUGUUUCUGGAUGAGUGCUGCUUGUCCUCGUUGAAGCUGCUCACAGUACAAGUUAGCAGUGAUGGUUUGACCCCUUUCCAAAAAUUCAUGAUGGACAAUAAUUGCAGUUGCUGUUCACCAAAUACACAACAAAAUCUUGUUUGGGCGUGUGUGGUACCGAAUCAGUAGGUGACAACCAAUGAUACGAGCGCUUAAAAUUCGAAUACAAGAUCCAUUUUUCGUCGCAGGUUAAUAAUCGAUUAAGAAAUGGUUCAUUAGCGUUGCGUGAAAUGUUUGCUGAACAAACGGUAAGACAACUAACUGAUGAAGAUGCAAACGAAUGGUUUCAGGACUCACUCUGGACAUUUCUGCAAGUUCUUGGCACGUUGUCCUGGAAUUUGCGUCCACAACCUGUCGAAGAUCUUCGUUGUUAAUGAUUUUUGGUCUCCCUGCG